AUGAAGCCUGCUCACCAUCACGAGAGCCAUCAGCAGGAGAAUGAGCACAAGAAGAACGUGCAGAAAGGGAUAGAGCGGAUGGAACGCCAUUCUGGAACUGGCGUUCGCGGAGAUCCCAAGAAAGGGGGGGGCGGAGGGAAGCACACGUGGGGAAAUGUUGGAGCGGAGUUCGAGCCCGUUGCGGCCGCUCUGGAUAAGAACGACCCCAACUACGACCCUGAUGCCGGCGAGGAGCAGCUCCAAGAGAGGUCCGUUGAGCCGUUGGAGAUGCCCGAAUCCAAGAAGAUCGUCAUGGACUGA
Messenger RNA from Closterium sp. Naga37s-1, 300 nucleotides. Lineage: Eukaryota; Viridiplantae; Streptophyta; Zygnematophyceae; Desmidiales; Closteriaceae. The record is from the annotation of a GenBank genome assembly.